Molecule: messenger RNA, 645 nt
Organism: Daldinia vernicosa
Lineage: Eukaryota; Fungi; Ascomycota; Sordariomycetes; Xylariales; Hypoxylaceae
Exons: 3
Coding region: 1-645 (214 amino acids)
Source: RefSeq, a predicted model, not a curated record
AUGAAGCUAGUCGUCGGUGACUCGAAUGGCUUUGUAGGAGAGGAGCUUAUCCGCCAAGCUCUUAUAUGUCCAGCUAUCACGUCUAUCGUUGCCCUUAGCCGGCGCGAGACCCUCGGACAGCCUAGCUCUACGAAGCUGCAGCGUUUUAUUUGCGACAAUUUCGAAAGUUACGCCGAUAGCGUCAAGCGCGAGCUAGAGGAUACGGACACUUCAACCCGGGCUCUCGCGGAUCUACGUCACAACCAAGACCGGCCGCUCCGUUUCAUCUACAUCAGCGGUCAUUUUGCCCCGCACAGCCCGGCAGAGGUUCCGAAACAGCUACCUAAUAACGGUUUAAUCAACUACGGUCUAAUGCGAGUACGAGAAGCCGAGUCGCGGGUUCUUGCAUACGCGGAACAUUCUAAGGGUUCCGUACGGUCCUGUGUCGCUAAGCCCGGGCAUAUUGAAGUUCCGAGUUGGGAGAAGCAGAUGAUCCCUGGGCUCUCAAUCAUUGACUUGCGCGAAUUCGCAGCGGCACUACUAGACCAAGUUGUCAAUGGAUUCGAGAAGGACACGCUGCUAAACGGUGAUAUGGUCCAGAUUGGGCCGCGAGCAUUGGGUGAAGAAAAAAGCUUGAAUACUAUUUUAAACUUACUAAUAAACUGA